Molecule: messenger RNA, 1429 nt
Organism: Coregonus clupeaformis (lake whitefish)
Lineage: Eukaryota; Metazoa; Chordata; Actinopteri; Salmoniformes; Salmonidae
Product: cytosolic sulfotransferase 3-like
Exons: 8
Coding region: 90-971 (293 amino acids)
Biological process (GO): sulfation
Cellular component (GO): cytoplasm
Molecular function (GO): sulfotransferase activity
Source: RefSeq, a predicted model, not a curated record
GGAAAGCUUGGACAGAGACAAGAAGAGACUGAGAAGCUGAGAAGAGUGGCCAAACAGGAUACUACUGAAUUCCAUUCAACGUGGAAAAUAUGGAGCUGCCAACUCGACCACCGCUGUUUGACUUCCAUGGAGUCUCCAUGAUCCACUACUUCACUGACAACUGGGAGAACAUACAAAACUUCCAGGCCAGACCAGAUGAUAUCCUCAUCGCCACUUACCCCAAAGCAGGUACCACAUGGGUCUCCUACAUUCUAGACCUGCUGUAUUUUGGUCAGACAGCCCCUGAGCGUCAGACUUCACUUCCUAUCUAUGAGAGAGUGCCUUUCCUGGAGAGUGACUUCCAUAUUCUCCCUCCAGGAACGGAGCUGGCAGACAAGUUAUCCACCUCUCCUCGCCUCAUCAAGACUCACCUCCCAGUCCAGUUGGUGCCCAAGUCCUUCUGGGAGCAGAACUGCAGGGUAGUGUAUGUGGCCCGUAAUGCCAAGGACAAUGCAGUGUCUUAUUUCCACUUUGACCGCAUGAACCAGGCCCAUCCAGAGCCAGGAGACUGGAACAACUUCUUACAGAGAUUCAUGGAUGGAAAGAUGGUGUUUGGUCCCUGGUACGACCAUGUGAAUGGCUGGUGGGAGAGGAAACAGACUCACUCUAAACUCCACUACCUUUUCUAUGAGGAUAUGGUUGAGGAUACGGGACGAGAGCUAGACAGGCUGUGCUCCUUCCUAGGUUUGUCUACUUCAGCAGAGGAGAAGGAGAGGGUGAGAGGAGGAGUGCAGUUUGACAACAUGAAGAAGAACAACAUGGCCAACUACUCCACCAUCCCAGUCAUGGAUUUCAAGAUCUCUCCAUUCAUGCGAAAAGGAAAGGUUGGUGACUGGAAGAACCAUUUCACUGUGGCCCAGAGUGAACAGUUUGAUGAAGACUAUAAGACGAAGAUGAAAAACACCACUGUACAGUUCCGCACUGUAGUUUAGGGGUUGUGGUCAGGUUGACUGUGGUGCAUAUGCAUCUCAGCUCUUCUGGAAUCAUGGUGCUGAAAUGUACAAUAUGCUGAUACUAUCCCUACUGUAUGAAUAAGAGAGCUAAUGAUGUGUCUUAUGUAUAGUUGACCAAAUAUUAUUGAUAUAAACAUUACUUUGAGACAAAUAAGGCAAACGAUAGACAUGCACAAUGUCAACACACACACACACACACACACAGUAUAUCCUCAUGUAACUGUACAAUUAUAGCUUAUAAUUGGGCUGAGAACAAGUUAUUACAUUAGAUAAACUCUUGUUAUGAGAAUUGUGUGAUCCUUCCUUAUCCCAUAGGAAGUCCCACCCAUUUGACUACUUCAAAAUGGUGGAAGUCCUCAAGGGCGCUUCCCAUGCUAAAACGGCUUUUGGACGCUAAAGUCCUCUAUCUAUCUCUAUGGGUACAGUGGGGGAAAAAA